CCGCCGCCGCCCACUGAAGCUUGCAUUUUUAUAGCGUUACUGCUAAAUUUCUUGGUGCUACUAUUGCAGUGGCCUCCCAAGCACCUUACUAAGAAUUGUUGCCUCCUUACAACAGCAGAAGGAAAUCCCACCAUAAAAUCCUCUCGCUCAUCUACAUUCUACCGUGAAGCUCAGAGGUCGGUAGACCAAGGAAGUUUGGAUACCGGAGAGAUUCAGGUUGAGACUAAACCGUCUACAUCCAGCUUGUAUCGAGUUCGAGUUUACCGGUGGACGAGGAUAUCCCUACCAGAGCCGGUCACUAGGCAGGUGUUGGAGAAAAAAUCGAAGUCUGGCGGCGACGUGAAAUCAAAGAAGAUCAACUCCACUAGAGGGAGGCAACGUCGGGGAGCGGUUGAUCCGGCAGUCAAUUUUUACAGAGUCGGGGCCCAUUUUAUCCUCCUUUUCACUGUCGCUGGUCGAGCAUUCGAGUCCCCUCGGCAAGACACAAAUGAAGACAUACUG
Striga asiatica is the source of this 501-nucleotide messenger RNA. NCBI's taxonomy places the organism in Eukaryota, Viridiplantae, Streptophyta, Magnoliopsida, Lamiales, Orobanchaceae. The record is from the annotation of a GenBank genome assembly.